Molecule: messenger RNA, 1009 nt
Organism: Spinacia oleracea (spinach)
Lineage: Eukaryota; Viridiplantae; Streptophyta; Magnoliopsida; Caryophyllales; Amaranthaceae
Product: dirigent protein 22
Exons: 1
Coding region: 46-645 (199 amino acids)
Source: RefSeq, a predicted model, not a curated record
CUAACACACCACACCACACCACACCACACCACACUACAUUUCACAAUGCAAAGUUAUCUCCAAAUAACCACUUUCACUUUCUCUCUCCUAAUAAUCUACUCCCUCUCACUCCCAUCUCCAACCCAAGCUAACAACUUUGUUACAACCAUAGAAGAUGAACAAGAAGUCCAACAACUUAUUGGUCUAAACUUCAACAAACAAAAACUAACCCACUUCAAGCUCUAUUGGCACGACGUCCUUAGCGGCCCGAACCCGACAUCAGUCUCGGUCAUUAACCCGCCCAAUAAGAACUCCCCCACCGGGUUCGGCACCACGAACAUGAUAGACAACCCGUUAACAUACGGGCCAAAGUUGGGCUCAAAGCUUGCGGGCCGGGCCCAAGGGUUUUACGCCUCGGCGUGUCAAAAGGAUGUAGGGCUUUUAAUGGCCAUGAACUUUGCUUUCAUGGAAGGGAAGUAUAAUGGUAGUACAAUCACGGUGUUAGGGAGGAAUAUGGUGUUUGAUAAGAUAAGAGAAAUGCCUAUAAUUGGUGGGAGUGGUUUGUUUAGGUUUGCUAGAGGUUAUGUUCAAGCUAGGACUAAUACUUUUAAUCUUAAGAAUGGUGAUGCUACCGUUCAAUAUGAUUGUUAUGUCAUGCAUUACUAAAAUUUUGUGAGGAAAAUAUUUCACAAGAUGCCUCAUCUAGAGGGUGGAUCGUGAUCAGGUUCAACAGGCACAUGAAUUAGUAAAUUAGCUGCAGAACUUCUGGGAAUUCGUCAACCAGCGCUAUUCCUUGGAAUCGGAUUAGAUUUAUUUUAUGUCAUUUUUCUUUUCUAGCUUCAUUUAGUACUCUAGUUCCCUUGGAUUUUUAGUCCAUGUGAAAAAAAUAUCAAGAAAAUGUAGAUGUAAUAUCUGAAAUCAUCAUUUUGGAUGAAUUACAAAGAAUUGAAGUUGAAAGUGGACACUAUGAUGAUCCACUCUCAAAUAUACUUUGGCAAAGUUGCUAAUAAAAACCUUCUUUUUGGUAUAA